Pyrus x bretschneideri (Chinese white pear) is the source of this 2740-nucleotide messenger RNA. Its product is annotated as protein TOC75-3, chloroplastic. The transcript has 7 exons. Gene Ontology annotation, cellular component: chloroplast outer membrane. Gene Ontology annotation, biological process: chloroplast organization; protein import into chloroplast stroma. Bases 62 to 2497 code for a protein of 811 amino acids. Gene Ontology annotation, molecular function: protein-transporting ATPase activity. Lineage: Eukaryota; Viridiplantae; Streptophyta; Magnoliopsida; Rosales; Rosaceae. The record is from RefSeq and is a predicted model, not a curated record.
CUUACGAGAGAGUGGCCUUAUCUCUUCUCGUCUUUCUUCCGCUGCUGCAUCCCACAACACAAUGUUCGCAGCGGCGCCCUCCUCCUCCUACCUCAACCCCAAGCCCACCAUCCUCCCCUCCUCCCCUCGCACGCUAUCCCCGCCCCUCACAGCCGCCACUGCCUCUAACAGCCGCCGACCAGUCGUUAAAUGCCACCUGUCUUCGAAUUCCCCCUCUCCCCUUUCCCAAAACCCUAAACCCUCCUCCACUCCCCUCAAAACCCUCUCCAAAGCCCUCGCCGCCGGCUCCACCGUCACCCUCAUCUUCAAUUUGCGAUCUUUUGCUGGGAAUGGUAAUUCCGGCGGUGGCGGAGGUGGGUUUGGUGGCCGAGGUGGAGGGGGAGAUGGGUUCCGCGGCGGGGAUGAUGGGUUUGGUGGGUUUUUGAAGAGGCUGUUGUUUGGGUCGCAGACGGCCAUGGCGGACGAGCCACAGUCUCAAGAGUGGGAUUCGCAUGGGUUACCGGCCAACAUUGUUGUCCAGCUCAACAAGCUCAGUGGGUUCAAGAAAUACAAGGUCUCCGAGAUCUUGUUCUUCGAUCGGCGGCGGUGGAGCACCGUCGGCACCGAAGACUCAUUCUUCGAAAUGGUAUCCCUGAGACCCGGCGGCGUUUAUACCAAAGCCCAGUUGCAGAAGGAGCUCGAGACCUUAGCCAAUUGCGGGAUGUUCGAGAAGGUCGAUUUGGAAGGGAAGACGAACCCAGAUGGGACUCUGGGAGUGACGAUUUCGUUUACAGAGAGCACAUGGCAGUCGGCCGACAAGUUCCGAUGCAUCAAUGUGGGUCUGAUGGCGCAGUCGAAGCCAAUCGAAAUGGACCCGGAUAUGACCGAGAAGGAAAAGCUCGAGUAUUUUCGGAACCAGGAGAAGGAUUACAAGAGAAGGAUUGAUAGGGCAAGGCCGUGUUUGUUGCCGGCGCCUGUGCAGAGGGAGGUAUUGCUGAUGUUGAGAGAACAAGGGAAGGUGAGCGCAAGGCUGUUGCAGAAGAUUCGAGACCGGGUUCAGAAGUGGUACCAGGAUGAAGGGUAUGCUUGUGCACAGGUUGUGAAUUUUGGGAAUUUGAAUACCAAGGAGGUGGUUUGUGAGGUUGUGGAAGGGGAUAUCACUCAGCUGCUUAUUCAGUUCCAGGACAAGCUGGGGAAUUUCGUCGAAGGGAACACACAGAUCCCCGUGGUGAAGAGGGAAUUGCCUAGACAGCUUCGACCGGGUUAUGUUUUCAACAUAGAAGCAGGGAAACAAGCUCUGAGGAACAUAAAUUCCCUAGCUUUGUUUUCAAACAUUGAAGUGAACCCACGGCCUGACGAGAAGAACGAAGGAGGUAUAAUUGUUGAAAUAAAGCUUAAAGAACUAGAACAGAAGACAGCUGAACUUAACACGGAAUGGAACAUUGUUCCUGGACGUGGGGGUUAUCCGACUCUUGCUUCACUAGAGCCUGGUGGCACUGUUACAUUUGAACAUCGGAAUCUCGGUGGCCUGAAUAGAUCUAUUCUCGGGUCAAUAACCACCAGCAACUUCUUGAAUCCUCAGGAUGAUCUUGCUUUCAAGCUUGAGUAUGUACAUCCAUAUCUGGAUGGUGUGUACAAUCCCCGCAAUCGUGCUCUCCGUGUAAGCUGCUUCAACAGCCGAAAACUAAGUCCAGUCUUUACUGGUGGGCCAGGGGCCGAUGAAGUGCCACCUAUUUGGGUUGAUCGAGCUGGAGUUAAGGCUAAUAUAACAGAGAAUUUCACCCGUCAGAGCAAAUUCACCUAUGGACUUGUGGUGGAAGAGAUAACCACGCGUGAUGAACGCAGUCAUGUCUGUUCUAAUGGUCAAAGAGUGUUGCCAAAUGGAGGAGUAAGUGAAGAUGGACCUCCAACAACUCUCAGUGGUACAGGCAUUGACCGCGUGGCAUUUUUACAAUCAAAUAUCACUCGUGAUAACACUAAAUUUGUGAAUGGAGCUAUAGUUGGUCAGAGGAAUGUUUUUCAGGUUGACCAAGGUGUUGGCGUGGGCAGCAACUUUCCAUUCUUCAACCGUCACCAGCUAACAUUAACCAGAUUUUUCCAGCUGAAGGAAGUCGAGGAAGGUGCUGGUAAACCACCACCGCCUGUCCUUGUACUUCACGGACACUAUGGUGGCUGUAUAGGAGACCUUCCAAGUUAUGAUACAUUUACCCUUGGCGGUCCAUAUUCUGUGAGGGGUUACAACAUGGGCGAGAUAGGCGCAGCUAGAAACAUCCUUGAGCUUGCUGCUGAGCUACGGAUACCUGUGAAAGGUACACAUGUAUAUGCAUUUGCAGAACACGGAAAUGACCUAGGAACUUCCAAGGAAGUCAAGGGUAACCCAACAGAGGUAUACAGGCGAUUGGGUCACGGGUCAGCUUAUGGUGUUGGCGUAAAGUUAGGUUUAGUGAGAGCUGAGUAUGCCGUCGACCAUAACUCCGGCACAGGUGCAUUAUUCUUCCGUUUUGGCGAGAGGUUUUGAGAUGCGACUAGUUUUUAUCAGUUUUGUUGAUUUGGCCUUUACUUUUUCGAAGCAACAAUUUUAUAUUUAUGUCGGGAUUCAUUUCGAAUGGUUUGAGAAACGUAAAUUCAAGUUGAGUGAGAAUUGUUCUGUCGUUAUGCUUGUAUCUGACGCAGUUGGAACUAAUAAGAGGCACUGGAGAGUCAAGAUUACUAUUUUCAGUAAUCUAAAUCUGAUUGCUAUACAACCACUUGAUUUUCAUUA